This is a messenger RNA of Diabrotica virgifera virgifera (western corn rootworm), 10872 nucleotides long. Its product is annotated as E3 ubiquitin-protein ligase ZNF598. The record is from RefSeq and is a predicted model, not a curated record. The coding region runs from base 100 to 2682 and encodes 860 amino acids. Gene Ontology annotation, biological process: rescue of stalled cytosolic ribosome; protein ubiquitination. Lineage: Eukaryota; Metazoa; Arthropoda; Insecta; Coleoptera; Chrysomelidae. The transcript is spliced from 7 exons. Gene Ontology annotation, molecular function: ribosome binding; ubiquitin protein ligase activity.
AAGAUUAGACAUUAGACGACAUCCAGGAUUUACAAUUUUGUGUAGGUUGUGUUUUGCCAGAUUGUGUUUAAGAAAAAGAAACAUCAUUGUCCAUUGAAAAUGUCUGGAAAGGAUUCUGCAAAUUCUAGUGAAACCGAAAAUCUUUGCGUCGUUUGUUUUAAGAGCGUGGACAUAUAUUCCAUAGGAUCCUGCGAUCAUGCUGUCUGUUUUGAGUGCUCCACCAGGAUGAGGGUGCUCUGCAAGCAAAAUGAGUGCCCCAUUUGUAGACAGGUCUUGCCCAAAGUGGUAUUUACCAAAGCAAUCGAACCCUUUUCAUCUCUGUUGUCUAGAUUCGAGCGUUCGAAUCUUCAGGAUCGCAGAUUCGGCAUAUUCUUCUGUACCUCAGAUAUCCAAAAAGCGUAUCAUAGAUUGUUGGAGCAUCGAUGCGCAUUAUGCGAAGAUACCGAAAGAAAAUGGCCUUUUAAAACCUUCCAACAAUUGAAAGAUCACAUGCGAAGGGAACAUGAACUGUUCUAUUGUGACAUUUGUACUGAAAACCUUAAAAUUUUCAGCUUCGAAAAGCGCUGUUACAAUCGCCAAGAGUUGGGGCUUCACAGAAGAAAAGGAGAUCCGGAUAAUACGUCUCAUAGAGGGCAUCCAUUAUGUGAAUUUUGUGACGAGAGGUUCAUGGACAGCGAGGAAUUGUUCAGACAUCUUCGACGGAUCCAUUUGUUCUGUCAUUUUUGCGAUGCUGAUGGCAAACAUCAGUUUUACAACAACAUGGAUGAUCUAGUGCGGCAUUUUAGAGAAGAACAUUAUCUUUGCGAAGAGGGAGAGUGCAAAGGAAUGCCCCUCACGGCUGUUUUUAGGACUGAUAUUGAUUGUAAAGCUCACAAAGCGACUGAACAUAGUAGAUUCAUGAGUAAAUCUGGAGCUAAACAAGCAAGAACACUAGAAUUAGAAUUCACAUUAACACCGAGACCUAGACCCGGCCAAGAAAUGAGACUUAGGAAAUAUAACGAUCGGAGCCACAGGCUGGACGAAGGUUCUUCUUUAAACACGUAUAACAUGGAGCCUGGUGGACCAGGCGGAGGUAUGGAGGAAGAACGGGGAAGAGUAUUCGUUAACCCUUUAACACCCAACGAUUUUCCUGCAUUGGGUGGUGCUUCAAGCAAUAUCACUGUGCAUUCGAGACCUGCAUCUGUGAAUUUCACAUCGAAGGUUAAUUCAAACUUCACAAACGCGGAUUUUCCUACAUUAGGAGCUGUCCAACCUACUAACACAGGUCCAAAAUCAACACCAGGUGUCACUAUCACGACAAAUUCUUCUGUUAGGAAUAGCAGAGCUCCGGAGGUGACGAUAAGAACAGUGCGAGGACAAAAAGGCCUGGCGAAAACGUUGGAGAAUUUUCCUGCUUUGGGUGGUGCUGGCGGCAGUUCUGGAGCUAGUAGUACCGUUAGAUUGAGCGUAAACAAUGCUCAAGAUUCUAGUACGCCGAAAGUAUCCAUUCAAGUGAACCACCGCCCCAACGGAAGCAUAACCACUCACAUCACCACAAGUGCCUCAUCUUCGUUGCAACAGCGCUCCUCUGAAGCUUUCCCGGCCCUGGGAGCCGUGACUACGAUGGUCCAGCCCAAGUGGGUACCGGCAAAGCAAAAGAAAGAACCGAAGGCCAUUAAGGUGGCGCCCGCGCCUCAAUUACCUCCUAGCUCGCUGGACCAGUUUCCGACCCUCAAUAAAAAGAAGAAUUCUGCGUCUGUGCCUGCAUCCAGUAACUGGGUUAACCUCAACAAUUUUGUUAGUGUAAAUUCUAAAAAUAAUUCUAGUAAUAAUAAUUCAAAGACUUAUAGCGAUAACUCAAAAAGUAGUGGUGAUACUAGCAGUAAGAAAGUCGAUAAUAAGCCGACCAGUUCGAGGCCAAAAAGUCAUGUCGAGAGCAAGCUGAACGAUCUCAAAAUCAGCGACAACGAUUCAAAAAACAAAAACAAGAAGAAGAAAGGCAAGUUGACUGAGGUAGAGGCCAACAGAGCUGACGAAACUAACAAUAUCAAUAAUAAUGACGAGCCUAACAUGAACGGUUUUGUUAAAAAACGUUCGGAACUCAAAAUCGGAACUCUGACAACACCGACAGAGUCUUCUGUAACAAAUAACCACGCAGAGAAUACUAAACCUCCUCCCGGCUUUUCUGUGAAACCCCCUCCUGGUUUAAACCGUUCUUCUUUUCCCGCUUUAGGUGCUAGUGACUUCACCUUCACCUCUAGCAGUGGCCAAAGCUACUCCAUAAUGCCUGUUAACAACUACAUACAACCUGCUAAUUUCCAAUCCAGAAAUCAAGACCUCAUAAAACGUUUCAUGAGUGUCUUGGACAACGAUAGCAUCAAGGAAUUCAAAACUUAUUCAGAUUUGUUCAGAAACGGAGCGUAUCCUACUAGUAAAUACUACGAACAUUGCAAAGAAGUUCUUAGAGAUCAGUUUGACGACGUAUUUCCUGAAUUGUUGGUCCUUCUACCGGAUUUGGAGAAACAACAGGAACUGUAUAGAGAGUACGAUGGUAAAAGCAAAAAGUAUCUGCUCGUUUGUGAGAACUGCAAGCAAGUUAUCUUCAAGAGGGAGUUGACGGAACAUUAUAACAGUCAUAUUUUAGAAAACCAGUUUCCUACUUUAGGAAAAACUCAGCAAAUAAACAAUCCUUGGAGAAAGUAAGAGUUUUUUAACAGAAAUUUUUAUUUUGUUGGAAAAUCUAGCUUCAGUUUUUAGACAAGAAUCUUGAUUUUCUUGUCAUUUAGCCAAAGCUAAGACAUACACUGUCGAUGAAGGUAAUUGGAAUAUAUAAAUCCAUUUUUUAUCCCAGUACUUCAUACACUUCUGGUCAAAAAAAUCCUGAUACUUGCAUGUGCAUGUUUUUUAAAUACUCUAGGUGUUAAGGGUUUAAAUGGGGAGGAAGUAAAGCACGAUACAAUAUUUUAUUUCUUUUUCUUCUCCAGCCUUAAGUAAUUCUUGGACAUAGGCCUCCCCCAAUUCAAUCCAGUGUUUUCUAUUUUGCACCACUUGUUUCUUGUGCCCUCCAAUCUUCUUAAUGUCAUCAGCCCAUCUCAUUUGCGGCCUUCUUCUGCUUCUCUUUCCUAGCCACGGUCUCCAUUGUUGUAUUUCGUGAAUCCAUCUUUUAUCCUUCAGUCGGGCAUUGUGUCCUGCGAAGCUUCAUUUUAAUUUGGCAGCAUGUUCUCCUGCGUCUUUUACUUUGGUUUUGCUUCUAAUCCAUUUAUUUAUUUUUUUGUCUACAUGUAAGCCUCACCACGAGCAUUGCUCUUUCCAUCGCUCUUUGUGCCUUUAUAGCCUAAUAAAAUAAAAAAAGUCAAAAUGUAAAUUCGUACAGGUUAAAACAAAUUUUAUAUCAAAGUUUAGGUGGGUACAAAAUAUAUUUUCAAGAAAGUAUCCAAAUCAUACAAGGGGAUCAUUGUUUAAAUAAUUAAAAAGGGGUCAUUUUUGCAAAAAAAUUCUUUUUUAACUGCUGAAGUAAGUCAAUUACCAAUGAAGGAUUUUUUCUGCAAAGUUGAAGGGCAAAUCUUUCACAUAAGACUUACUUAAUUAAAUUUGACCCCCUAUUUAUUUAAAUAAUUGUAUAUAAAACUUUAAAAACAAAUUUGCAAAAAAUAAUUUUUAGCGUUUUAAAUAAGCACUAUAUAAUAUCUUAUUUUACAGACUAAGUUGCGCUAUGUUACCAGUGUUAAGCAAAAAAAAUGGUCUAAAAAUGUUUAAUAUUUUUUGAGAUAUUGAAUUUGUUUAUUAAAUGUUACUAUAUUUCCAAUUGCAAGAACGCGGUUGUUGCCAAAGAAAUAUUCACUUGCUUAAGAUCUCAUUAUUUUUAUGUAUAUUUUCGAUAAAUGUAUUGAUAAAUUCAAAUUUCAAUUAAACUCACCCGUAAAAUGGCAUUUGAAAAUUAUUCAAAUUUGUUUAUAAUUUGUUUUUUUUUAAUAACUUCACGGGAAUUAAGUAUUUCUGAAAUGACGUUUCGAUAAUUGGGUUCCUGGGAAUUUUUUACUAAUUAACAAAAUUCUUUUGGAAUUUUUUCUUCUUCUUUUUUUUUUCUUGGAGUUAUAUUACUACGGGCCCUUUUAGAGUUAAAUUUUAUUAAGAAUGUCGAAUCUCAGAGUUGUAGAUUCUAGACCUAAAAACAUUAAGAUUUAACUAAAAUCUCUUAAAUAAAAUGUGGCUACUUACUGAGUUACAGGGUGUUUUAUUUAAAAAUUUAAAAAUUAUUGUUACCAAGUACUUUUAAUCUAUUUGACGUAUCCUUAUCAUACUUGGCAGAAAGUGUGGCUAUUAUACAUCCUACUAAAUUGUGAUUAAUAAACGUUUCUAGCUAGUGCCAGAGACGUACGACAGGGGAUAGUGAAUGAUUGACCCUUCCCAAAUUCUACGCCACUGAGUGAAUUGGUAUUGUAGCGAAAUUUUUCGAUUCUCCAAUACUUUGUAUGUAAAUAACUUUAUUGGUAUCGAUAAAGUCAUCAGUUUGAGAGAUAUUGGAAGUUUAAAAUGAAUGAAUGAAUGAAUCAAAAUAACUAUGCCGUUUCAUUUUUAACGUCCAAUAUCUCGAAAACUAAUGACUUAAUCUUUACCAGUAAAGAGUAUAUUAUUUACAUAGAAAGUAUUGGAGAAUCGAAAAAUUUUGCUAAACUAGUAAUUCCCUCAGUGGCGUAGAAUUUAAGAAGGGUCAACCAUUAACUAUCCCCUGUCGUACGCAUCUGGUAGUAGUUAGAAACUUUCAUUUAUCACAAUUUAGUAGACUGUAUAGUACCCAGACUUUCUGCCAAGUAUGAUAAUGGUACGUCAAAUGGUUUGGUAACUGAGUAAGUAGCCACAUUUUAUUUAAGUGAUUUUAGACCAAUCUUAAUAUUUUUAGGUCUAGAAUCUACAACUUAGAAAUUCGACAUUCUUAAUGAAACUUAACCCUAAAAGGGCCCGUGGUAAUAUAACUCCAAGAAAAAAAAAGAAGAGAAAAAAAAGACAAAACAAUUUGUUAAUUAGUGAAAAAUUCCCAGGAACCCAAUUAUCGAAACGGCAUUUCAAAAUAUUUAAUUCCCGCGACGUUAUUAAAAAAACAGAUUAUAAACAAAUUUGAAUAAUCAAGUAUAUUCAAAUGGGAAAUAAGCCACAAGUUUACCUAAAAAUGAUUUUAUUAAUUUUAUUAAUAAGAACAAAAAUUUGAAUUUAUCAAUACAUUUAUCGAAAAUAUAAACAAAAUAAAAUCAUUUUUAGGUAAUAUUGUGGCUUAUUUCCCAUUUGAAUAUACUUGAUUAUAAAAAUGCCACAAGAAAAUAGCUUCAGAACAAAAUUUGAAUAAUUUUCAAAUGCCAUUUUAGGGGGAAGUUUAAUUGAAAUUUGAAUUUAUCAAUACAUUUAUCGAAAAUAUACACAAAAAUAAAAAUAAUAAGAUUUAAGACCAAUUUUUUUUUUUAUAUUAAUACUGAUAACAUAGCGCAACUUUACCUGUAAAAUAAGAUAUUUUAUAGUGUUUAUUUAAAACGCUAAAAAUAAUUUUUUGCAAAUUUGUUUGUAAAGUUUUAUGUAUAAUUAUUUAAAUAUAUAGGGGGUCAAAUUUAAUUUAGUAAGUCUUAUGUGAAAGAUUUACCCUUCAACUUUGCAGAAAACAAUCCUAUAUACUUCCAUUGGUAAUUGAAUGACCUCAGCAGUUAAAAAAGUAAUUUUUUUUUACAAAUGACCCCUUUUUAAUUAUUUAAACAAUGAUCCCCUUGUAUGAUUUGGAUACUUUCUUGAAAAUAUCUUUUGUACCUACCUAAACUUUGAUAUAAAAUUUGUUUCAACCUGUACGAAUUUACAUUUUGAUUUACAUGUAGUAUAAUUUUAUUUUACUAGACUAUUACUAUUUUAUCCAUGUUGGCCUUGGUGAAUGUCCACGUCUGUGAACCAUACGUAAGUAUAGGGAGGAUACACUGAUCGUAAACACUGGUUUUCAAACAUUGUUCUAUUUUAGUGUUUUUCAACAUCCAACUCAGUUUUCCAAAUCCUGCCCACGCUAAUCUUAUUCUUCUGGUAAUUUUGGAAGUUUUAUUUUCUUUGUUAACUUUCAUUAUUUGUCCCAGGUAGAUGUAUUCGCUUACUGUUUCUAACUCUAUGUCAUUCAACGUCAUUUUUGUAAUGUUUGAUGUAUUCGUCAUUACUUUUGUUUUUUCCAAGUUCAUCUUAAGACCUACCUUUUCCGAAGCCUGAAAUAGUUGCGUCAUCAUGGUCUGUAAUUCUUUCAAACUUGUAGCCAAUAUUACAAUGUCGUCAGCACAUCGAACAUGACUCAGUUUUCUUCCAUUAACAUUUAUUUCUUUAUCUACCCAGUUAAUGUCUUUAAACACGUCUGCCAGUCCCAGUGUAAAUAGCUUUGGUGAAAUAACGUCUCCCUGACGAACUCCUCUGUUGAUUGGUAUAGCUUUGGUUUCAACUUCUGCAUUAUUUUUGGGAGUCAUACUAACACAAUUUGAAGACACUAAUGAACAGUGAUCUGGAUUUAUCAGAAUAAACGUGAAACUUAUCGUAAAUGCAAUAAAACAUGCAAAAAAUCUGUUGCUAGUAAACAAGAUAAAGUAUCUUUUUUGCCAAAGGUCAUAAUUUUAUUUCUAUGAAGACGCGAUCAUUUAAAAACAUUAAAAGAACCGAUUUUAUCGUUAUGAAUGAACGUUUUUUACUAGUAAUGUUUACUUCCCCCUAUUAAAACCAUUAUACACUGACAAAAUACAAAAAACAUACAAAAUUUAAGUGUUCGGAUUUUGUUUGAGCAGGAGGGUUUUUGUUUAUGUUUUUCUUGAUUUAUUGUAUCAAGAAAAUUUGAUAUACCUAUUAUCUAAAAGUUAGCUACUCGGCUGUUUGACUAUUCUUGAGGACAUUAUCUUUUUCCUUCAGUCUUUACUACUAAUUAUUUUCAUCAAAGCUUCUAUUUUUUCACGGCCUUGUAGUAAGUUUCAAUGUCCUAUCGUUACUUUAAAUCCAUACAAAACUAUUUCUCCAACAGUCACUGUUAACGGAUCAAUUCGACUUUGGUUUUUUGUUUUGUCGACUUUCGGCCUACACAAAAAAUAUAUGACUCAAAGUUCUUUUCCUAUGAAAAUACUUUGAUUUUUUUGCUUAAUGUCUCUUGUUAAUAUUUUAACAUCAUUUUUUCGAUACUUGGUUUUGGUUAUAUAUACCUCAUAAUUGCAAUUGAAUCAAUAAAUGUUACCAAGCUUUUUUAUGAAAAUCCUUACGAGUUGAGUCCCAAUAAUGAUAUAAACCUUUCGUAAAAAAAAUCAAAAGCAUAUCCUUCUUUGGGACAAAUUUCUGUAUGUGUAACUACAAUUGAAAGUGAUUGUGGGUGAAGAUCUAGGAAACUAGAUGGAUUUAUAUUUUACCUCUAAUACGAAAGAUCACAACUUGACAAAAAAACUAGAUCACAGUGAACAAACUUGAGAUAUACUCAACAACUCAGCUUGAGAACAAGUUGAAUUUUGCUGAGAAUGUCGAUGGUGGGACCCCAAAAAAAAGGUGCAAAAAAAUUUUCCGCUCCUACCCCCGGGCUUUCCGCUAAAAUCCCCGUCUUCGUAGGGGGAGGACAGGAAAACAUCGGUAGCUGAGAUAUGUACAAAAAUGUUUAUUAGCACUUUUGUUUAGAAUGAACCGUUCUCUUAGAAACAACGGUCUGAGCUACCGGCGAUUUCGAAUGACAGUAACGCGCGCGAAAUCAAUUUAAAAUUUGUAUCAACUCAACAGUAAAAAUUCGACAUCUUUUGAUCAGAAUGUCCUAUCGACAAAAAUGCGUUUCAAAGCAUGCCUUUCGUAUGCACUUUUUGCAUUUUGUCUUAAAUACAGCCAGUUUCUAUAAAGCUGUUAAAAAAAUAAAUGUUUAAAUAAAUAAAUACGCGAUUUUUGCCGUUUUUAUAAGACUAAUGAAAUGUAUCACUUCUGACCGAUCUACCGCAGCUACCUCUCACUGCAGUUACAAUUCCGGCAAAGCAUCUUUUCAGUCCAAAGUACCUUUGCCACGGCAGAGUUCCAACUGACUCCAUUGCAUAAUUGCCGUUUGAGUUCCUUCCCAGUUCAGUACAGCAAGUGGAACUAAUUUCAUGAUCCUCGAUUCUCUUCUUAAAUACACUCUCGUUAACCUCAUCACUCCUUGGCUCCAUCGGAGAGGUGGCACGUAGUGGGUUGCGCUGGUAUAGAAACGCGUUCGGUCCUCUGUUGACGAACUGUCGAACGCCGGGUGGAAAGCACAUCGUUACAGCCUAAUCUUCAAAACCUAUAAUAGUCUGGGCAGAUUAUCAGAGAAUAGGCCAUUUUUGGGAAAAGUUAUUUACCAGCAAUUUUAUUGCUGGAAUCAAAUCUUAUGACUCUAUAUAUUAAUAAUAUAGGUAUGCAAAGUCCGCAGAUGGUGUGCUACUUUUUUUAUAAACAAAAUGGCGCCCGAAAAUUGUGGUUUUUUUUUCAAUUUUUGCUCUAUAACUCCAAAGAUUUUAACGUUACACCAAAAACACUCAAAUAAAAAUUCACCGUAAUUAAAUUCUGCAUAGAGACUUGUUUUUCCCGAUUUACUUCGACGAAAAUUUUUCACGGAAAAUGCAGGUUUUUCCAACAAAAUCUUUAAUUUUCAACUAAAAUUUUAGAUAAGUAAUUGUUUAUCAAUAAUUAAAUAACUUGGUAGUAUAAACGCUGUUUUCGUAUAGAUUAUAAUUCCAGAUGACUAUGGAAAUUAAAUGAACAGUUUAGCAACAAUUGACUUGUUAAUUAAAAAUUUACGGUCGCUAUAAUAACCACAAUAAUUAUGAUACAUAUAUGAUUUUUGUAUAAAAAGACUAUCUAAUGUACUUUACAGAAUUAAAAUUGGACUAUUUAAGCGGCCUCAGGAAUAUUUUAAAAUUAUAAACAAUUUUUUGGCUUAUAAAAAAAAUAGAAUAUCUCGGGAAAUAUUAAAUUAAAUUAAAUCAUAAAAAUGCAUUGGAAAAAAAGCGACGGGACGCUUCUUUUAAAAGAAAAAAACUUUUAAUUGUAAUGAGUGGUUCCUGAGAUACAACCGGUCAAAAUUGACCGGCAUUUACGGCAAUGAUAUAAACAAUAGGAUCAUAACUGUCGAACCAUCACCUUUUUAUUUCGGUCCUCUUUCUCAACAGCAAAUUUCAUAUCUUUAAAAUACUCAUAACAUAUAUUAUUAUAAUAAAAACUAUCGAUAUUACGAGUGAAAAUUGCCAAAAAUAGCAAAAUUCCAAUCAAAAAUUAGGUUGGAGAAAAUGUAAUCUCAAAGUUCAAAAUCGGUUGUACGUUAAAAAAUGCAUUUUCUCGGCUUCCCAUGGAGCAAUUUUCUUCAUUCUGUCAUUCUUCAUUUUCAAUUCAUUUGACUAACACAUUAUUAAAUGUCAAAGUAGCUUUUGUUUUGUUAUAAUAAAUUAAAUUAUUUAUGAUUAAUUAUUUAUAUGGGAAAUAAAUUAUUUAUUACAACAAAAAUUUUUAAUUUGUUUAAAUAAAGAUUGUUUAAAUAAUUAUACGGCUUUCAAAUGAGAAUAUUUGUGUUUUUAACGUUAAAAGGUACACUUGUAGUAAGUUUACCUAAAAAAGGUCUACAACUGGAAAAAAUAUGUAGUUUUCUUUUCUUAUAAAGAAAUUAAUCUAUUAUAACAAAACAAAAGUAAGUUUGACAUUUAAUAAUGCGUUGGUUAGAUGGCUCUACUCGAGUUACUUGGAAACAAAAAAAGAAUGAAGAAAAUUGCUCCAAGGGAAGCCGAGAAAAUGCAUUUUUUUAACGUAUACCGAUUUUGAACAUUGAGAUUACAUUUUCUCCAACCUAAUUUUUGAUUGGAAUUUUGCUAUUUUUGGCAAUUUUCACUCGUAAUAUUGAUAGUUUUUAUUAUAAUAAUAUAUGUUAUGAGUACUUUAAAGAUGUGAAAAUUGGUGUGGAGAAAGAGGACAAAAAUAAAAAGGUGAUUGUUCGAAAAUUAUGAUCCUAUUGUUUAUAUCUUUGUCGUAAAUACCGGUCAACUUUGACCGGUUGUAUCUAAGAAACCACUCAUCACAAUUCAACGGUUUUUCUUUUAAUAGAAGCGUCCUGUCGCUUUUUUCCAAUACCGAAAAUAUUCCUGAGGCUGCUUAAAUAGUCCAAUUUCAAUUCUGUAAAGUACAUUAGAUAGGUACAGUAUCUUUUUAUACAAAAUUCAUAGUUAUUCUUAUGUAUCAUAAUUAUUGUGGUGAUUAUAGCGACCGUAAAGUUUUAGUUAGCAAGUCAUUUGUUGCUAAACUGUUCAUUUAAUUUCCAAAGGCUUCUGGAAUUAUAAUCUAUACGAAAGGAGCUUUUAUACUACCAAUAUUUAAUUAUUAAAUCGGGAAAAACACGUCUCUAUGCAGAAUUUAAUUAUGGUAAAUUUUUAUUUGGAUGUUUUUGGUAUAAAGUUAAAAUCUUUGGAGUUAUAGUGCAAAAAUUGAAAAAAGCACGAUUUCCGGGCGCCAUUUUGUUUAUAAAAAAAGUAGCACACUAUCUGCGGACUUUGCAUAUCUAUAUUACUAAUACAUAUAAUAAUAAGAUUCGAUUCCAGCAAUAAAAUUGCUGGUAAAUAACUUUUCCUUGUAUUUUGCCCAGAUUAUAACAUAAGAUUUCGAUUUUGAGUUUUGGCAACAAAUAUGAGGGUACAUAUUUGAAAUAUGCCUUAAAAAUGAAUUUAACACAUUCCCUACACCUAGGGGUGAAUUACACCCCUACGAGGAGUGGUUUUAGAGAGAAGCCCGGGGGUAGGAGUGAAAAACUCUUUAAAUUUUUUUACAUAUUUUUUGGCGUCCCAAAAUUCAUAUUCUCAGCAAAAUUCAGCAUGUUUGUAUGAUUUUUACAGGUCAAUUCUGUGACAACUGGACUAUAUAAAAAAGUUUUUUUUU